This is a messenger RNA of Rhopilema esculentum, 1494 nucleotides long. RefSeq names its product putative tyrosinase-like protein tyr-3. The record is from RefSeq and is a predicted model, not a curated record. Gene Ontology annotation, molecular function: oxidoreductase activity. Lineage: Eukaryota; Metazoa; Cnidaria; Scyphozoa; Rhizostomeae; Rhizostomatidae.
AACCCCCUGCGACAUACUUACCAAAUGAAGCGUUUAGGACAGUACAAAAAUGAAGAUACGUUAGUUUAAGAUAACAUUUGGUCCAGGGCUGGCAAAAUGAAGACGCUUCUGGUAUUCUUUGGUUUUCUGGCAUUGGCUUGGUGCAACCAUGAAGCAUUUGAUGAAGAUGAGUUUAACGAUGUAAAUCGUGAUGCCUUUACUGUUGAAAAUCGUCUAAACGACUUCAACCAGAUUGACGAUGACGAUGACGAUGAAGAUGAAGAUGAGAAACAAAAGAAGCCAUGCAUUCUCACAAACAAGUACCGAUACGAUCAUUGCGGACGUAAAUGCCACGUCUUCAAUGGGCGUCUUGUCGAGUGCACUCGCAUCAGAAAGGAUUUUGAAUCUAUGUCAAAAGCAGAACAGAUUCGUUUCAUUAGAGCCUUCAAAAUCAUUUCCACUCACAGGAGAUACAGACCGGCUUAUGUGAGACUGAUCAAAUUACACGAAAAAAACUUCAUGAAGGGUAUCCACACGAAAGAACAGUUCUUCCCAUGGCACAGAUGGUUCAACCUGCAGUUGGAGAAUAUGCUGAGAAAAGUCGAUUGUAAAGUAACCUUGCCAUACUGGGAUUGGAGUAUUUGGUCACAUGAUCCUUGGAACAGGGAAAGAAUCUGGGGACCUGUUUAUGGACUUGGAGGAAACGGUCGAAAGAGCGAUGAAUGUGUGACAGACGGCCCAUUCCGUGUUGGUAGUUGGAAGACAGCAUCAGGCCAUUGCUUGAAAAGGUCGUUCAACGGAAAACCACCAGAUGCCGAUGAAAUCGCCAUUGCGACCAAAGAACCAAACUUUGACAAGUUUGAAGUCAUGGCCAGAAUCACAAUUCACGAGGGAAUGCAUUGCUUUAUUAACGGAACGAUGUGCUCAGGAAAGGCAGCAGAGGCUCCAGAGUUUUUCCUUCAUCAUGGAUUUGUUGACAAGAUGUGGGCCGAUUACCAAAAGCAAGGAUCCUAUCACAAGAAUGCGUUUUUCCCAUCAAUCAAAAAGAAAAUGACUGUCACAAAAUACUACCCCAAGGACUUGAUUGACAACUUGAGCCUUCCUGGAGGCGUUCGCGUUGAAUAUCAAGACCCUACUACUAAUUCAGCCAAGAAGAUCAGGAAUUUUUUGAGGGUUCUGAGCUUCAAGCAGUUGGAACACCUUCAAAGAUUGGCAUUCUCACAGAAUCCUGGCUCAGCAAAGAAGCUGUUUAAUCUAUCAGCCAAUGAGCGAAAGUUUGCUGCUGGCCUUGAGAAAGAGUCAAUGCAGAAUGUUGAUAGCAAACGACGUGGUCAAAUCUUUGCAAGGACGCUCUCCUCCUUGGAGAGAGUUGAGGGAUUCUCCAUCCCAAGUUACUGCAAAAGCUAGACAAAGUCUAUUGAUGCAAGAAAGGAAGAAUCUUGUUGAAACUACAGUUUGUAAUCAUUUUACUUGUAUCGUUUAAUUUGCUUGCAUAUUUAAUUUUUUCCUUUAAAA